Fundulus heteroclitus (mummichog) is the source of this 3340-nucleotide messenger RNA. Its product is annotated as mucin-6. The coding region runs from base 187 to 2964 and encodes 925 amino acids. Gene Ontology annotation, molecular function: oxidoreductase activity, acting on metal ions. NCBI's taxonomy places the organism in Eukaryota, Metazoa, Chordata, Actinopteri, Cyprinodontiformes, Fundulidae. The record is from RefSeq and is a predicted model, not a curated record. The transcript is spliced from 5 exons.
AGAUCUAACAUCUACUGGUUCUGGUUCUAUGUGCCUCCUCCCACUGCAUCCUGUGAAGUCCUGAAAUCCUCCCUGUAGACACAAGAGAGGCAGAAACUGGAUCAGAACCUCUUUCCCAGAGUAAAACGGCUCGGCUGAACCGAGAGGAGACCCGUUUCAAAGGCACCGCUCCAUAAAGGUCAAACGAUGACGUCCAGCCUCCUCCUCUGGGGAGGAGCUGUGGUGUUGUGCUCCGUAGCUUCACCCAUCUUAUCUUUCUCUCACGGAGCAAGCCGCACUUCCUGCCAGGAGAUGAUUCCUGGACACAUCCGCGCUCAUCUCCUGGACCCAAGGCACAGCGUUGUCACCAUAGAAACCGCCGCCUCCUCAUACCUGCCCGGGCAAUUAAUAACAGUCACUGUACGAAGCUCCAGAGACUUCAUGGGUUUUCUGCUCCAGGCCCGCAGCGUUGGUGGUGAAAGAAAUGGAUUCGAACAAGGUCUUGGAGUCAGGACGGAGAGACUCGGUCCCCUUCUCGUUGGUGGCUCCUGGAUUCGAACUCCGCCAGGUACCCACACUUUACGAUGCCUCUUUGAGGGUGACACGGUCACGCACUCCGACAAACAGCUGAAGAGAAACCUCUCGUUUGUGUGGAGAGCUCCUGACAUGCCCAAGGGAGACAUACGGUUCCACAUCACUGUGGUACAAUCCUACUUCAUAUACUGGACCGGUAUUGAGUCUAGAGUGGUGCGUGAUCGGAGUCCCAGUGCUUGGAGAGGCAGUAGGACCAAAAUGGUGGAUGGAGCAAGCCCAGUUUUUGCUGUUCAGAAGACCACUACUGCCCAGACAGAACCAAAGAAACAAACCGUCAGAGGAGCGACUCUUGCUUCGGACUCUACUUCGGACAUCAAAAGUGUAACUGAGAUUCUAAAGUUUCUCAAAACGCAAACCAUUGAUGAUCAUAAAACCUUAGAAACAAACAGCUCUUUGACUUGGACAGAUCAUACAGUGACUGUAAAGAAAACUUUGACUUCAGGAUCUCUUCCAAGCAACACCCAUGCAACUCCUGGAGUCUUUGCAGGUGUGUCCAGUGAGAUAACAACUACGCCUUUUUCUUUUACCACAAGGGACUUUCCCUUAAGAUUGUCCUUACCUGACACUAGAUACAUGGUUAAUACAAAUUUUCCAUUGGCCACAUUUGUCCCGUCAAACCCUCUUGACCCUUUAUCCCCAGAAAAGGGCUUAUUGACAAAAAACAAAGAUCCCCGAAUUAUAUCACAGGAGCGAAAACUGAACAACAACCCUGGAAGAAAAGGUUACAUGACACUGACUCUAAAAACAACCCAAGGUCCACCUAUGAAAACCUUUUACAGCCCACAUACCCCAUCCGCAUACCCCAAUUCGAAAGACCCGAGCAACGAACAACCAAAACAAUUUGAGACCUCAAUUAGCUCAGAAAGACUUGGGGACAAUAUCCAGACUAAGUCUGAAAUGAGCAUAAUCAAGACAGAAGUAACUUCGUCCUACCAAGCGUCAUCAUACAAGUCUUCUCGGUUUCGAAUGCCUGCAUUUAAAGCAGAUCUUAAGUCUCAAACCUCUAUAGGACCCAGAAGUACUUCAAAACAAACCAGUUCACCUCCAACAACCAUGCCUAACAUUCUUCCUCAAGCCCUGUCUGUAAUGAAGCCAACUCAAGCUCAACCUUUACCUCUUCAAAUAGAAAAAAUCCAAUCAGACAUGUCAACAGAGACUUUCAGACCCUCUUCCCAAACAGGACGGGUUUUCUCUCAGUCCUUUGUAACUCCUCAACAAGUCACAGUCUCCACGGGAGUAAAAGAUCCUAAGUCUCAAAAACAUACCAACACGAUAACCCUGCCAUUUGUUCCCUCAAACACUUCCUCCUCCUCUGAUUCCUUAAACAUUUCUUUUGUUAUUCACCUCAGUGACAACUUCACUGUACACCAAUCUGGAGGGUCAGUCUCGGUUUCUAAAAACCCAUCAGUCAGAUCAACAUCUUCCAUUCAUUCCCCUUCUCCCCCCUCUGAAGACAAACCUAAAACAACCGCAGCUCAUCCUGUACUCCCUUCACCUUACCCCAUCUCCAUGCCUCCUCAUUUAACCUUUACCCAACAACGCCAAACAGCUCCGCCGACCAUCCCCACCUCUUCCACCAUUUCUUCCGUCAAUGCCUCCAACCAUCCAUCAACGUCUACCUUGACUGCUUUACUCUCUCCCCUGUAUAGCACAAGUUCUACGUUUUCUUCAGCUUCCACCGGGCCCCCAGCUUUCUCAUCCUUCUCUUCAAAUUCAUUGUUUUACCAUUCAGCUCCUACUUUAACUCCUCCCUCCUUCUCAGCUACCUUGCCUUCAACAGCGAGUUCAACAUCUUUCAUGUCGCCCAACACCUCCCCUUACCCAGAGCCAACCUCAGCCCCCUAUCAUUUUAUAAACACUCCUUUACCAUCAUCUGUGCCUCACAAAGUCACUGUAGGUGAGAAGCUGAUAACCCAGACUGACUCUAUCAUCUCUGACACUAAGACACACUUCACCUCACCUGCGCACAGAAAGGUUGUCCAUCCAAACCCCAAACCUUAUCCCAACCUCAGACCAAAUAGUGGCCAAGAGAUCCAGCCGAACAUUCACAACACUGAUACCAAACCAAAGCGUCCCUCAGAAACUCCGGAGAACGAAGGGAAGUACCCAGACAUCGUCCCCAGACACAGGGCCUGGGAGCUGGGCAUGCUGUUGGCUUGCUCGGCUGGUUUGGGCAUGGCGCUGGUGGUCGGGGUGAGGUACGUCUACCGGCAGGCCUGCGGGAGGCGGACAGAGGUGACGCUGAAAGAUCGGGAGCGAGAGUACGGGAGAGGGGAACAGGGUCUGAUUCAGCUACAGGAAUGUGGGGAUUUGGUCAGAGUUAGAAAACUUAGGGAGAACAGUUUUGUGCUUCUGGCAGAGUACGAUAUACUGCCAUCGGCUACAAACUGAAACAUGGGCUCCCUAAGAUAGACGGAUAUAAAUACCUCUAAAGACAAACACAGCUUUGAACAUAGCAAAGAUUAUUGCAUAGGAAACAUUAGGCUCGUAUGUAAAUUUCUUGCCCACUUCCAAAGCUUUCUGGAGCAGAUAAGAGGGAAUUUUAUUAUAAGUCAAAGGAACUGGAUAUUAUCACCUAUUUUCUAAACCUGCUUUACGUCAAUGAAUAAACCUCCACGUUUGUUUUAAGGAUUUUUCCAUAGAUCAUAAUUAGAGUGCGCUUAUGUUUCUUUUGACAGGCUAACAUAGAUGCUAAGUAGGCGUUUUUGUUAUUUCCUGACUGUAAAUAUUUGUAAGAGCAUGUCAAUAAUAAAUAUGCUACAACAUA